Molecule: messenger RNA, 3482 nt
Organism: Triplophysa dalaica
Lineage: Eukaryota; Metazoa; Chordata; Actinopteri; Cypriniformes; Nemacheilidae
Gene: tmem184c
Product: transmembrane protein 184C
Exons: 10
Coding region: 538-1881 (447 amino acids)
Biological process (GO): transport
Molecular function (GO): transporter activity
Source: RefSeq, a predicted model, not a curated record
UAUAAACAUUUAUUUAUUAUUCAGCCUUGUUUAAAUCUGAAGCACCUUUGGCGGAAGUGCUCCGGUCCUAGUGGUGGCGCAAUUAUCCAAACAUUCUCGGUUGCUUGACGAAAACAGACGGACGAAUCAAAAGCAGUGACGAAAAGAUCAACAGGAAGUUCCUCAAGCUUUGUUUAUCAACUUCUCGACCGUUUUACAAUUUUAACCCUUGUCGGGUUUUAUGCCAUGGCUUUUCCGAAAAUACUUACAUUAUGAUCGUACGGUGAUGCUCGUGCAUUGUUGUUAAAUCGGUGUGAAUUUUUGUGUAUGUAUGAUCAUGAGGAGGUCACUUUAUGUGUACAAUGAAUCAGCUUAUUAGUUACUUCACGCGCUAUGAACUCUCAUUGUUUAUCUAGAUCUGUAUAGCGAUGGUACUCUUCAUAUGCAUUUACAUACAACGACAGCAAAACUGCUAGAAACGUAACUUGGGAUAUUUUCAACCAGCUACUCGCCGCUAUGCAUCUAAGUGUAAUGUAAGAGUCAGUAACAGUCGUCAAGAUGCCGUGCACAUGUGGGAACUGGAGGAGGUGGAUUCGGCCUCUGGUGGUGGUGCUUUAUAUCCUGCUCCUUUUGGUUAUCCUUCCUCUUUGUAUCUGGGAAAUUCAAAAAUCACAGGUUGCUGCUCAUAACAAGGCGUGGUUCAUUGCUGGGAUAUUUGUGUUCAUGACUAUUCCCAUCUCACUAUGGGGGAUACUGCAGCAUCUAGUAAAUUACACCCAACCUGAGCUGCAAAAACCAAUAAUCAGAAUAUUAUGGAUGGUUCCUAUUUUCAGUCUGGAUAGUUGGAUAGCGCUUAAGUAUCCCAGUAUUGCCAUCUAUGUAGACACAUGCAGAGAAUGCUAUGAGGCCUACGUCAUCUACAACUUUAUGAUCUUCCUACUCAACUAUCUGGGAAACCAGUAUCCCAGUCUGGUGCUGAUGCUAGAGGUGCAGGAGCAGCAAAAACAUCUCCCCCCUCUGUGCUGCUGUCCACCAUGGCCCAUGGGAGAAGUACUGUUGCUGAGAUGUAAACUGGGAGUUCUUCAGUACACUGUGGUGAGGCCUGUCACCACAGUCAUUGCUUUGAUUUGUCAGCUUUGUGGAGUCUAUGACGAAGGCAACUUCAGUUCUAAAAAUGCCUGGACGUACCUGGUUAUCGUCAAUAAUCUUUCUCAGCUUUUUGCAAUGUACUGUCUUGUGCUGUUCUAUAAGGCCCUAAGAGAAGAGCUCAGUCCAAUCAAACCAGUGGGCAAAUUCCUCUGUGUCAAGCUGGUGGUCUUUGUGUCAUUCUGGCAAGCUGUUGUCAUUGCACUCUUAGUGAAGGUGGGUGUAAUCUCAGACUCUCACACCUGGGACUGGGAUAGCGUGGAGGCUGUAGCCACUGGAUUACAGGACUUCAUUAUCUGUGUGGAGAUGUUUUUAGCAGCCAUUGCCCACCACUUCAGCUUUACUUACAAACCCUACAUACAGGAAGCAGAGGAAGGUUCCUGCUUUGAUUCCUUUUUGGCCAUGUGGGAUAUCUCAGAUAUACGGGCUGACAUCUCGGAGCAAGUGCGAAAUGUUGGGAGGACUGUUAUGGGUCGACCGAGGAAAACAUAUUUUGGAGAAGAGGCUUACCAGGAUGAGAACACUGGACUGCUGUCAGACGGUUCUCUUGAACCUGGAGCUGAAGCAUCUUCCACUCCUGCAUCACCCAAAGGCCUAUACCAAGGCAUGGGCCACACCUCAACCCCCCACUCCGUUUCCGCUCCCGCCAAUCUCGGAUGUGCAGCAUGGGAGGGAGACGUGGACGACAUCACUCCUAAUGUGAUAUCCAGUGAUCAUAAAGACCCACAGGGCUCAGAGUAUGCGACAAUCAUUUAGCAUGCCAUGAGCUACAGCUACCAAAGCUUUUAUUAUGCAAACUGUGCAUUAGCUCCCGUCUGGAAUAUAUGCAACCACUGUUAACUCCGGUAACUACUAUCAGUUAGAUACCGAUGGUUAAUGUGGGUUUAGAAAGGCUUGGUGGAGCUUUGGUAGAAAGAGCAUAUUUGAAGGAUUCUGUAACAGGUUGGGAUAUUUUUUUUUAUUCUUUUGGCAUUACUUUGCUGAAAACACGACCAAAAUAUUAACUGACUUUAGAGCCAAGCACACACAAAUACUAAUUUUAAAGAAAUACUCAACCCAAAACUAAAAUGAAUCCCAUAAUUUACUCACCCUCAUGCUAUCCUAUGUGUAUAUGACUUCACUUUUUUUUUUGAGGCACGCUGGCCCCAUGGCUCUUGUUGUGUCUCAAUGUGUGUACCAAUGAGAUGCAACCUCGAGAUUCUUCGAGCCCGCAUACCGCCAUGUCUUGGGUAAAUAAGCUCAAAAUAUGAAUAGUUUUGGUUCAGAAAACAUAAACCUCCUGGAGUUGUUUUAGGAUAGAUACUGUAUCUGCGCUUUUGGAGCUUCAAAAUGGGGCACAAUUCAAUGGCAUUACAAACUUAGAAAUAGAUUUUAAUUAAUAUAAAUGCAUUUUUUUUUAGCUAAAGAAAGAAAGACAUGCAUCAGGAAUGACAGAAGUAAAAGGUAAUUAUGGGGUAAAUUUCAUUUUAUGGGUGAACAAGUUGACCAUUCAGUGAAGACAGCUGUACGAAUGUCGACAUAUUAAUGACACUACUUAAAAAUUCUGUUCAUGUUACUAUACUUAUGAUACUGAAUAUGUGAGUAAGUAAUUUUAACCAUAUUUUUUUAAUAUCAGUGUUACGUUCUCAGUUUAUUUGUUAAAUGCUUUUUAUCUGACGUUUGAGGAGAACAACACAGAAUUGCCAGGUUGUCAUGAGAUUUGCAACAGUUGUCUCAGUUGAAUAUAUGCAUGCUGUAGAUAGAACAUCUACAAGUGUAUAUUACAAGUGUUAUAGAUGCUGUAAAGCGCAAAGUGCUAAAGCACUCAUAUCUCCGUUAUUUCACUUUAGUGCAUAGCAACUGCUCCUGGACAGCUUGUCUUCAUACACCUGCAUCCAAACAUGAUGCUAUGCAUUGUUAUUAGAUUUUUCUUGUCAAAAUGAAUGUUCAGAUAAAACAUUUUUAUUUUGUAUUGUUUUAUCGACUAGAAAGCUAUUAAAACAGAGAUAUUAAAAUCCUGUUUUGAGAUCACUUUGACAGAAUGAUGCAAUGUGUAGAUGUCAGCCAAAGUUGUCUUAUUUGAAUUAAGAAAUUGUAUUUUUCAUGUCAGAAAACUGUUGCACACGAAGUACAAAAAUUUGAUACAUAGCAUACAGCCAGUCAUCUUUACAGAUGUGGAGGGAGUGGGGAAUCCUGGUGUUUAAUGAACGGUCAUAUGUAUCUUCCUGCAAUGGGUUGAACAGCUGUUGCAUUGCCUUAUUUACCAAAUGUCAUCACAAAUGAUUAAAGUUCACGCGGAAAUGUGCAUUGGAUGUUUGUUUGAAAUCCCUGUAUACAAUAACAUAUUUAAAAUGUAUUAAAAAAAGCCACAGAAUUUA